AGUGGUAGAAUGGGACAAACAUCUCUUCAAUGGCUGAUCUUUCUGACCUCACUGCUGAGCUGCACAACAAACCAGGCUCGUCUCACUGUGAGUCCCAGCAGCUCUCAGAUGUUUGAAGGAGAGUCUGUCUCUCUGAGCUGUGAGGAGGACGAACCCUCUGGAUGGACUCUGAGGAGAAACACGACCAGAGGAACCAGGACUCAGUGUGGAGAUGGAUGGGGAAAAACUGCUGGUUCCUCCUGUAAGAUCAGCUACAUUCUCCCAGAGGCCAGUGGAGUCUACUGGUGUGAGUCCAGAGAGGGAGAAACCAGUAACACCAUCAACAUCAGCGUCACUGGUGGACCAGUGAUCCUGAGGAGUCCUGUCCUCCCUGUGAUGGAGGGACAUGACGUCACUCUGUCCUGUAGGACAACGACGUCCUCCAACCUCCCAGCUGGUUUCUAUAAAGAUGGCUCCUUCAUCAGGACUGAGCCUGAAGGUCACAUGACCAUCCAGCAUGUUACCAAGUCUGAUGAAGGCCUCUACAGGUGUAACAUGACGGGUGGAGAGUCUCCACCCAGCUGGCUGUCUGUCACAGGUGAGGAGGUCACCUUUGAUUUCACCAGUUCAUUCACCCAGAUGUUCACCUGA
Messenger RNA from Anoplopoma fimbria (sablefish), 630 nucleotides. RefSeq names its product Fc receptor-like B. The transcript has 4 exons. The record is from RefSeq and is a predicted model, not a curated record. NCBI's taxonomy places the organism in Eukaryota, Metazoa, Chordata, Actinopteri, Perciformes, Anoplopomatidae. Gene Ontology annotation, molecular function: transmembrane signaling receptor activity. The coding region runs from base 10 to 630 and encodes 206 amino acids. Gene Ontology annotation, biological process: cell surface receptor signaling pathway.